Molecule: messenger RNA, 6017 nt
Organism: Dromiciops gliroides (monito del monte)
Lineage: Eukaryota; Metazoa; Chordata; Mammalia; Microbiotheria; Microbiotheriidae
Gene: MEMO1
Product: mediator of cell motility 1
Exons: 9
Coding region: 394-1287 (297 amino acids)
Source: RefSeq, a predicted model, not a curated record
GGUACCCGCCCGAGGGCGGGGGGGGCAGAGUGGUGUCGGGGCGGCUUGGCGGCGGGCCCUGCCCCCGAGGGGGAGAAGUGGCAACUCCGGGGGCCGGCGCCAGGGCUCUGCCGCGGUCUGGGAGGCCGCCGCGGGCCCCUUCUUCUGGCAGCCGUCCGCGUGCAUGGUGAUCCGGGACGGGGCCGCCGCCAUCUCCUUCUUUUCCUCCUCCUCCUCCACUGCCGCCGCCUCCUCUUCCUCCUCCUCCUGGGUCGGGCCGAUCCCCUCCCCGCGGCCGCCUCCUCCUGGGCUGGGCCCGCGGUGCCUCGUCCCCUCCCCGAGCCGUUCCUGCAGCCGUCGCCGCCGCCGCCUCCUCAUUCAUCCUCGUGCACCAUAGGCGGCACAGGUUCCAAGAUGUCCAACCGAGUGGUCUGCCGGGAAGCCAGUCACGCCGGGAGCUGGUACACAGCCUCAGGUCCUCAACUGAAUGCACAAUUAGAAGGUUGGCUUUCACAAGUACAGUCCACAAAAAGACCUGCUAGAGCCAUUAUUGCCCCCCAUGCAGGAUAUACUUACUGUGGGUCUUGUGCUGCUCAUGCUUACAAACAAGUGGAUCCAUCUAUUACCCGGAGAAUAUUCAUCCUUGGGCCUUCCCAUCAUGUGCCCCUAUCUCGAUGUGCACUUUCCAGUGUGGAUAUAUAUAGAACACCUCUGUAUGACCUUCGUAUUGAUCAAAAGAUUUAUGGAGAGCUAUGGAAGACAGGAAUGUUUGAGCGCAUGUCUCUGCAAACAGAUGAAGAUGAACACAGUAUUGAAAUGCAUUUGCCUUAUACUGCUAAAGCCAUGGAAAGCCAUAAGGAUGAGUUUACCAUUAUUCCUGUAUUGGUUGGAGCUCUGAGUGAGUCAAAAGAACAGGAAUUCGGAAAACUCUUCAGUAAAUAUCUAGCGGAUCCUAGUAAUCUCUUUGUGGUUUCUUCUGAUUUCUGCCAUUGGGGUCAAAGGUUCCGUUACAGUUACUAUGAUGAAUCCCAGGGGGAGAUUUAUAGAUCCAUUGAACAUCUAGAUAAAAUGGGCAUGAGUAUUAUAGAACAACUAGACCCUGUAUCUUUUAGCAAUUACUUGAAGAAAUACCAUAACACAAUAUGUGGAAGACAUCCCAUUGGGGUGUUACUAAAUGCUAUCACAGAGCUCCAGAAGAAUGGAAUGAAUAUGAGCUUUUCAUUUUUGAAUUAUGCCCAGUCAAGCCAGUGUAGAAACUGGCAAGACAGUUCAGUGAGUUAUGCAGCUGGAGCACUUACAGUCCACUGAAGCUCUGAAUACUCAGGGAUACCACCUGCACAUACUCAUUCUUUAAAUGGGGUCCCAGCCUAGCCCUUACAAAGAUACAGUUCCUGGUCUUUGGGGAUACUGAAACCUCAAAAUUAAUAGAACUUUCUUCUCUUCUUUUCUAGUAGGUGUAGUCCUUCCUUGAUUUCAACUCAUUAUAAAAUGCUUUCUUGUUUAGGACAAUGGAAGGAAGGCUGGCAUCAAAGUAUUUUAUGAUUUAAAAAAGUGAUGAUGGAUGUAAAGUCAUGGUGGCAGAUGGUCCUUCAAAUACAACCUGUAAAGCAUUUACCAUAUUCUAAAUUUGCACUCUUUGCAGACCUGUGCACAUAUAUUCAGCUUUCAGAAUAGUUUUGCAAAUUGUAAAGAAACAAAAAAGGGUGGAAGCUUUUUAAUAAUGAAAAUUGCAUUUAUAAAUGAUCUGUAUUAGAAUAUAAUAAAUCUCCAGUAUAGUCAACUACUACCCGUGUUGUACAACAGAUACAUUCUAUUUUAGUUGCUAAUAAAGGGCUACACAACUCAAAUUAGUCUGAUUUAAACUUAUUGCUCUGUGGUAUAUGUGUAGAUUGCUUCUCAUUAACUUCAUCUUAGAAUUUUUAUGUUCAGUUUGGAAAACAGCUCCUUUGUAAGAUAGUUUAGGAUGUGUUUUAUAUUUAUAUGAAGACUAUUUCAGUUACAGAAAUUAUUAUAAUGUUAUUUACAAGUUGGCUUUUCAAAGCUACAUACAGUAUGCCAAAAUUGCUUUUAGGUAUGUGAAAUAAAUUUUUUGUCACUAAAUACCAUGUUAAUAGUAGAUGUUACAUUUAAAUUUAGCCCUCCAGCUGCAAAAAUUAUUUGCAAGACGCUAGUUUGCAAAGAUUGUGGAACACUUCUUGUCUUUUAUAAUUAUCACCAAAUAGUUGCCAUUGUGUUCCACUGCUUUAAAAAAUUCAACCUUGUCUUGUACUCAUCUUUCUCUGUAAGAAACAAUUUUGUAAAAAUCCCUUACUGUUUCUACAAUUCCACCAUUUAAAUAGUAAUUCUAUUUCUUUUCUAUUAAUUUUGACUAAAUUAGAGUUAAUUUGACUGAAAAAUGUCAUGGUAGUGGUUAUUAUUUGUCCAUCCUGUGUGUGCUAGAUUGCGUUAGUAUAGUCUAGUAUUUGGUUUCCAAUCUAUUGGAUUCAAUUUAAAAAUCUUCAAUACAAUACAAUGUCUGACAAGCACAAUACUUAGGUGCCUUGCACCAAAUGUAUUCAAAUAUUUGAUUUUGUUAUUUAUCAAGCUUUAAUUUUUUCUACCCAAGUAGUGAUUAAAAUGGUAAUAACCUUUCUAAAUGGAGUAAAAGUGUCAUAUGCAUCUCUGUGGAAAAGUAUGCCAUUAGAUCACAUAUCAAGAAUUUAAAUCCUGGCAUGUGCUCAUAGGGAAUUUGGGAGGGCAGGAGUUGGCAGGAUAUUAUCUUUUGCUUUAUGGUUUUAAAUGAAUUAUAUAAAAAUUAAUUGAUUUGAUUGUGAUAUAUUAAUUUUUUUUAAGCCAAUCAUUGUCCCUCCCAGUGAUGCUAUUACAAAAUUUUCAAUAUAUUUUCUGGGAAAAGUUUUCCAGUUUGAUGAGUUUUGCUUUCCUUUUUAAAGAAAGAGGAUAAGAUGGUGGCCAGGCCUGUUAAAUGCUGGCAUUGUAGUACAGAAACUGCUUUUAUAGUACUUUUUGAAGUGUAGGAUCUUCCCUAAUCACCUCUACCCUUUUCCAAGAACACAGGAACAUCUGCCAUGCCUGGGAAUCCCCUGGCUCCACACUUAUACCUCCUAGAAUUUAGUGCAACUACUUCUCUUUUUUGGGGGGGAUGGUGGUGUAUAUUUACGGUGUCUCAGAGAGUUGGGCUACUGUAGCACACUUCAGUAGUGAGUGCCACUAUAACCCAGCCUGAAAUUUCUUAGUGCCCUACUUUGUCAAUUCUGGAAAUUUGGUAUUCUGGUAAAAAUAAAUUUGCUUUAAAUGGAGAAUAUCUGUAUUGAUAACUUGAUCAGCAUCAUUUUACACUAUAUAAAUAUCAUGUAAUUGAGAAAGAGCACUGGAUGAGAUAGAAGGCCUUAUUUCUAGUCUUGGCUUUCCACCUCUGUAUCCUUGAGCAAGUUAACCACUCUGAGCCUCAAUUCCUUCUUAAGAAAUGAACUAGAUAAUAUGGACUAGAUAACAUCUGAGGUUCCUUCUAGCUCUAAACUUUUAUGGUUCUAUGAACUUAAUCCAUGGCAGUUCUGGUGUCACUUGUAUAAAACAAGUUAAAACUGCUAAGUGAUUGAAGUAUAAGGUGCUAUCUUUUUUCUUCAUAGUAUAAAGAUUUUUUUUUGUUAUAAUAAUAUAAAGAGAGCAGUUGAUUUGUAUUAGCUAAAUGGAAUUAGUUCUAAAAUGUUGGAUCUAGGCUAAUAGAGUUUAUGUGCCUUUAAAAAGUCUAUAGCUUUUGGACAGAUUUAAGCAUUUUUAAACUGUAUAUAACAUGGUUAAAUCGACCUUUUAUUACCUACUUUGUACUUCAUUUGUGGUACAUCAUAUAUUGAUUUCUUUGCAUUGCCCAAUAUACCUAUGAGUGUUCAUUUUUCUCUACCACCUAUGUUAUGAUGUAUUUCAUAUCAACUUAAGUAAAAAUGUCAUCAGGAAGGCCUGUCAUGGUUAAAUAACAAAGCCUUGUUGUAAGAAUAGAACAUAAAACCAUCUAGGUCAUCAUAAUGAGGCAGUGUGUGACACCAGAUAGGUCAAGAAAACUAGGGUUGGUAUGGAAUUGUGUAGAUCUGGUCUAGUUGCUUUAUCUAAACUAUCCAGUAAAGGAUAUGGAUCUGAAGUAUUAAGAUAUAAUGUUUUUCCAGAUACUGAGAAAAAUCUUUAUUAUGGCUGUCUAUAUAAGAAACACUUUGGAAAGUAGCUGUUUUAAGAGAAGCGUGACCAACGGAGGCAGUUUCCUAGCUAGUUGGUCAGCCAUUCUUCUUUGUGGAACUUUCUUGAUCUUAAAGAGCCAUAAUUAGCUAUGGUAGGUCACCUAAGAGCAGAUUGAGCCUCUUUAAUCAGCCCAAGAGUAUUCAUUAUCUCUGUUAAAGAGAAAAGCUUUGUAAAUCUUAAAGUAAGUUAUAUGUGUGUGAAUUAUUAAUAUUUUUUUUAAAAGAAGACUUCUAUCUCAACUAAUAUACCCUGAUUUAUGCUUCUAUUCUGUUGCCCAUGUACCCCAGGGACAUGGUUAAAUUCAAUGUUAGGGCAGGGCCUCCAUAGAGAUCCCAGGAAGAUAUCUCCUGUGAGCCAGCUGGUCACGUGGGUUGAAGUGCUGAUUCGGCUAGUUGUGACAGAGUCUAGAGACUUCUCUAUAAAGAUGUCUCAAGGCUUGACCCUCUGCUAUUUGACCAUUUUAUCAAUUUGAGUGAAGGCAUAGAAGCCAUACUUAUCAGUUUUGCAGAUGGCACAAAAUAGGGAGGUAUAUGAAAUAAUCAGGAUUCAGAAAGAUUUCAACCAGUAUAGUUGGACCAGUUCUAGUCAAAUGAAUUUGAUAGGGAUAAGUGACUUAUACUUCCGUUCUGAAAGUCAAUUUUCAUAAGUACAAGAUGGAAUAAGUGUGGGUAGAUAAUUCUUUUGAAAAGGAUGGGGGUUGAGCUAGUUAACUACAAGCUUAAAAGGUGUGAUAUAACUGGCCAAAAAAGUUAAUUUGGUCUUAGGUUAAAUAAAGUGAGGAAUAGCAUUCACGAAUGAUGACAGCUCUGCAUUCUGCCCUUUUUAGUCCAUUCCUGAAGUCUUGUGUUCCAUUUUAGAUGCCACUUAUAAGCUAGAGAGCAACCAUAGGAGGGUAACUAGGGUGAUGAGCUUUGAUGCCAUGCCAUAUGAGGAUUAGUUGAAAGAAUUUGGGAGUGCUUGCUCUGAAGAAAACCCCACUUGUAACAAAAAAACAUUUAAGCAAAAUUGACCAACAAAGAGACCUCAAAAGCAGUUACAACAUUCUGCCCCUUAAUUCUGCUUUUUCUUACUGAGAGGAAGUAAGUUUGUUAUAUCAUGUCUUUUGGGCUGGACUAAGUUAUAUUUCCAUCUUUGGGACGGAGGUUGUUAUUGCAGUUAAUCUGAAUUCAAUUCCCUUGUCUUAAAUGAGGGCUGUAUGAUGAUUUGUUGGGGAUAUCAUAGAGGGGAUCAUUAAUUCAUUUGUUGGUUGUGGAUGGCCUCAGAGAUAUUUUCCAACCCAUAAAAUUUUGUAAUGACAGUUUGGAAAGUGCAGAAAAAUUUAGUAGACUGCCAGAUUCAGUUUGGGCUUUCUAGGCUUCUUCCACUUGUUGUUGUGGGCUUAUGUACAGAGCCUUAGCUUGUUGCAAAUUGUUUAAAGGUCAGCUUGGAGAUUGACCAAGUUGGCAUAGAGCAAUGGGGUUAUAAAGGUAGCACUGAGAGAUUGGAAAGUAGCAAAAGUAUAAGUCACAAUGGGGGAAAGAGGGGUUGUUUUAAAUGGGGGUGAGGGGAAGGAAUUCAUUUGUAAAGGGCAAUUAACUAGAAUGAACCAUUUAUUUUAGUAGGAGGUCAGUACUGAUACAGAUUUAGGUUACUUAAUUUGGUCUGUCUGUUCAUCCUGGGAUGAUGAGCUAACAUUAAAUGAAGUUUAUUUUUAUUUUUUUUAUUCUGAACUUAAUAUUUCUUUAUACAAAAAGAACAGAAAAAAGGAUUAUAUGUGAAACCCCGAAUCUUUUAUGUGCUGCUUGCUUUAAAAAAAGUUAUAAUAAAUUCAA